Messenger RNA from Diabrotica virgifera virgifera (western corn rootworm), 5167 nucleotides. RefSeq names its product retinal guanylyl cyclase 2. Gene Ontology annotation, molecular function: peptide receptor activity; ATP binding; protein kinase activity. The coding region runs from base 31 to 3063 and encodes 1010 amino acids. The record is from RefSeq and is a predicted model, not a curated record. The transcript has 13 exons. Lineage: Eukaryota; Metazoa; Arthropoda; Insecta; Coleoptera; Chrysomelidae. Gene Ontology annotation, biological process: protein phosphorylation; cGMP biosynthetic process; intracellular signal transduction.
GUAUGUUCAACUGCAGACGACUUCGGGAAAAUGAUUGUUAACAUCCUUGACGAUCUGCAGCUCCAUAAUCACAACUCAAUCUUCAGUUUCAUAGACAUUUCCAAUGUUCCUGACUGGCUGUAUUUUUUCAGAAACUAUUCGAAUUUUCAAGAGGCUGUUUACGCCACAGAGAACAAUAAUAGUGUAAUUAAGAGAAAUGCCUUGAUAUUUGUAGAACAGUCCAAACUUGAGGCUGUUAGUGGAUCCCACACCACGAAUACCUCGAACGGUGUCCAACAUGAACAGCUUCCAAUAAGUAGGGAGAGUUACAUAGUGUCCCAUCUAACAUCGACUUUUUUUAAUCGUUCUCGUGCUAUAGACUUCGUAUUAUGUGAUUUUGUAAAUAACGAUACACUCCGGCCUCUUUUAGUGAUAUCGGGCAAUAACUCGGAGUUUUUUAUAGAAAAAUUCAACAACAAUUUAGAAGAAUGGUUGUUAAAACAUAUUCAAUUAGAAGAAUGUGACGAUUGUAGGACUAGUUUUGAUAAAGUUUUGAGUGUCGUUAUAAUUUUGGGGUGUUCGUGUCUGUUCGUUUCGUUAAUUUUUGGUGUCGUCAUUUUAGCGCGUAAUCAACUGUUGAAAAAAAGGGUGUCGAAAGGCCCUUAUAAAGUGAUACUGACCGCGACGGAUUUCGUUUUCCCCCAAAUUGCCGACAGCCGGAGGGUAGAUGAGGGAAUUGAAGCAAUGCUCUGCUGUUGGCUGCAGCAACUGCAAGAAUUUGGUGGACCAGAAGUAGAAAAACCGGAUUUGCUACAAGGGUCCGGUGGUGCUUCUAUGAUUACACCUGCAAGGACCAGCUCCAGCCCGAAUUUAGCCAAGCAGCUCAUAGUGGAUCCUCGAGUGAGAUAUAAUGGAGACCUAGUUCAAAUGAAACCACUUCCAUCAAUGGGGAGCGGUAACGAGUUGAAAGCGAAAUCCGUCGAACUGCUCGUCUUACUCCAUGGAUUACGUCACGAAAAUCUUAAUCCUCUCAUCGGAUGCCUAGCUGAACCUCCGAGAGCCGCUCUCGUCACAGAAUAUUGUGCCAGGGGGUCUUUGCAAGAUGUUCUUCAACAGGACGACAUUAAACUCGAUUGGUCCUUCCGGUUGAGCCUGCUUACGGACCUUGUAAGGGGGAUGAAAUACCUUCAUUCAACUCCUAUUAAGGUACACGGAUUUCUAACUUCAAGAAACUGUGUUAUAGAUGCCCGAUGGGUCCUUAAAAUAACUGACUACGGACUGCCAGCCUUUUAUGAAGCACAGGGUAUACAACUUACAGCAAAGACUGCUCGAGAACUUUUAUGGACUGCUCCUGAGUUAUUGCGUCACAGUAGCCUCCGUAAAAGAGGAACACAGCCAGGAGAUGUUUAUUCUUUUGGAAUUAUUUUACAAGAAGUAGUAGUUAGAGGAGAACCCUUCUGUAUGUUGGCGCUUACGCCUGAAGAAAUUAUAGAGAAGGUGAAACGACCUCCUCCUCUCAUCCGACCCUCAGUAAGUAAAGGAGCAGCUCCUCCGGAAGCCAUCAAUAUCAUGCGUCAGUGUUGGGCCGAACAGGCGGAAAUGCGUCCGGAUUUCAACACUGUCCAUGACCAGUUUAAGAAAUUAAAUCACGGCAGGAAGGUCAAUAUAGUUGACACGAUGUUCCAGAUGCUGGAGAAGUAUUCCAAUAAUUUGGAGGAACUAAUUAGAGAACGGACUGAGCAAUUGGAUAUCGAGAAGAAAAAAACGGAGCAACUGUUAAAUAGAAUGUUACCUAGUUAUGUAGCUGAAAAAUUAAAACUCGGCAUGCCCGUCGACCCCGAAGAGUUCGAAGAGGUGACGAUAUACUUCUCUGAUAUUGUCGGUUUUACGACAAUUUCGGCCCAUUCAACGCCAUUUCAGGUGGUUGAUCUCCUGAACGACCUUUACACGUGUUUCGACGCCACCAUUAAUGCCUACAACGUUUAUAAAGUGGAAACGAUCGGAGACGCUUACAUGGUUGUCGGAGGAUUGCCAGUGAGGAUUCCCGAUCAUGCAGAACAGAUCGCAACAAUGGCACUAGAUUUACUUCAUCAAAGUGGUAGAUUUUGUAUACGGCAUCUACCAAGAACUCCUUUGAGAUUAAGAAUAGGACUUCACUCGGGACCAUGCUGUGCAGGAGUGGUUGGUUUGACAAUGCCAAGGUACUGCCUUUUCGGUGAUACCGUUAACACUGCCUCAAGAAUGGAAUCUACAGGAUCUGCGUGGCGGAUUCAUAUGUCAGAAGCCACGAAAAUUCGGUUAGAAAAAGCCGGCGGAUAUCAAAUCGAACCGAGAGGCCCUACGGAAAUAAAGGGAAAAGGCACAAUGGAUACCUAUUGGCUACUCGGAAAAUCGGGAUUUGAUAAACCUGUACCAGAUCCGCCGUCCCUCGAGGAAUCGCAUGGGUUGGAUGAAAGCCUUAUUGUAAGCUCCUCAGUAAGCCAGCACGAUCAUUACGAAGACUCGGGCGAUUCAAUAUCUGGAAGUUCGAGACAUCAGACUGCAGAGGAUCACUACAACAAAUUGCCCAGCAUUAAUCCCUCAUUUAUGAGAAACAUGGAACUCUCCAAGUUUUCUAGCCUCGCAAAAGCUGGGGAAGAUACAGGACAAAGACAAGACAGCCAUAUGGUAAAGAGUACGUCGAGUGAAGUGCCCGUACCAUUAGGAACACCAGUGUCAGCAUCAGAAGUUGCUGCAGCUCUUCUCGGUGCCUCAACUACUUCCCUUUCCGGAUUCAGAAGACCAAGAAAAAUUGACGAGGAUGACCUGAGUACUCCAUACAAUCACUAUAAAUGCUUAAGUCCAAAACACAGGGUAGGAAAAUUACUUCGAAGACAAUUUAGCCUUGAUCGGGCUGAAGAGGUCGUUAGAAUCGAAGACAAUGUACUGAUAAGUCCGAGAUUGUGCAAGCAGAACUCUGCAGGGGCGGCGGAUUUGGAGAAAAUCGAGGAGAUCCCAUUACGGAUUCCGACGGUGGCAUCUCCCGGCACCGUCUCUCCCAUCCAAUGCACUUUGUCAAUAUCAGCGGACUCCCUAAUACACUAGCUGCGUGGAAUUUUAUCACCUUCACAGACUUGAACAAUAAAACUUUUUUAGUGCCAAUCAAUUUUAUUUCGUAUACUCUAAGAUCAAUUUUAUUUUGUGUACUCUAGGAAUGGAUCUUUGGAGCUUAAUACUUUUUGCUAACUUAUCUUCUCUGUCAAUUUAAUGGAAGUUGGUAUAAAGCAGUGGAAAGAACGAAAUUGAUUUACAGGAUUUUGAAUUUUUUAACAAAACUAUCACCAAUUUUACACAAGUAGUGUAAAUAGAAAAAAAACUAAAGGUGUCUCUCUAUUUGUUUUAUUUUUAUAUUUUUGAUAUAUUUUAUUAUAAAAAAAAAUAUUUCUACGAUAUGAUAAAAAAUAAGAAUGCUGCGAUUCUUUGCCUUCUGUGUCCCUGUUUAUGGUAUUGAAUCUUCUUCUAUAAGUGCCAUCUCCGCGACGUAGAUCGGCAAUCAUCAUAGCUAUUCGGAUUUUAGAGACGGCUGCUCUGAAAAGUUUAUUUGAUGUACAUUCGUACCAUUCUCGCAGGUUGCAUUUUCUGGUUUUAAUGGUAUUUACGAUUUCCAUGUCUUUAUUCAUCUUUCUCUCAUCUCUCAGAAUUUCCUUGUUUGUGACGUGUUUUGUCCACGUUAUUGUCAGAAUUCUUUUGUAUAUCGACAGCUCGAAUGAUUCUAGUUUUUUCAAUGAUGCCGCAUUCAAAGUCUAAGCUUCCGUUCCAUAAAACAAAGUCGAGAAAAUGUAGCACCUAGCUAACCUAACUUUUAGCUCCAACUUCAAAUCUCUUGUGCAGAGUACUUUCCUAAUUUUGUUAACAUUUGCUCUAGCCUUUUCUAUUCUGGUUUUGAUUUCCUGAAAGUAAUCACUGGUGGAGUUGUCGUACUUGGUGUGUAAUUAUCGUACCAAGAUAUGCAUGUUGGUCGACUCGUUUGACAUUAGAUCCGUUUAUGGACAGACUCUCGUUAGUUCUUUGAGUUUUGGUUAUUCUCAUAAACUUUGUCUUCUUGAAGAUAGUACUGAAUAGUUGGCCUGUAACGAAGAUAUGCGCAUAAAAUGGGAAGCAUUUGAGUUGUGGCUAUACUGGAGAAUACUUAUAAUCGCGUGAACUGACUGGGUUACAAAUAAGGAGGUUCUCGGAAGAUUAAAGAAGAACCGAGAGGUACUGACCACCAUCAAAUCUCUUCUUCUUCUUCUUCUUCUUCUUCUUCCUCUUUAUAAGCAAUUCUAAUAAAUCAAAUGCAGUGUCUAAUGCAGUUAUUCCAAGUUAGCGUUAAUGGGAAAACUAGUAAAUACAGAAGAUUACAGAAUGGGUUACCCCAAGGGUCGGUUCUAUCGCCGCUCCUGUUCAACAUUUACACCUCAGACGCUCCCACUACAAUCUCACGCAAAUUUAUUUAUGCAGAUGACAUGGCUUUAGGUAUACAAGAAAGAAACAUCGAGAACGCCCAAGCUACCCUAGAAAGCGACCUAAAUACUAUUAAGACAUAUUUUAAAAAAUGGGGCCUUCAGCCAAAUCCCACAAAGACAGAAGUUACUGCCUUCCAUCUAAAUAACCGGGAAGUGAACUACAGACUAAACAUAGAAAGCGAAGGGGUUACCCUAAAACAUAACCCAAAUCCAAAAUAUCUCGUUGUAAUGCUGGAUCGUACUCUAACUUUCAAGGAACACUUACAUAAAACUGCAGCUAAAGUAAAAACUUGCAAUAAUAUCAUUCACAAGCUUGCAAACACCUCUUGGGGAGCCAAUGCAGACACAAUCAGGACAAGCGCUCUUGCAUUAGUCUAUUCAACAGCCGAAUAUUGUGCUCCAGUCUGGCUAAACAGUCACCAUACUAACGUCCUAGACACACAACUAAAUCAGACAAUAAGGUAUAUUACGGGGACCAUAAAAAGCACACCAACUCAGUGGCUUCCAGUUCUAAGCAAUAUUGCACCAACCAAAACACGACGGUUAGCUGCCCUUAAAUCACAAUACCAGAAAUGUCAAAAGAAUCCCUCAUUGCCAGUAAAUACCGACAUAGAUCAGUUAAACCAGGGCCAAUUGCGGCUGAGAUCUCGAAACCCGCCAACAAGAACAGCAAAAAAUCUUCCAAACAAUUUCACAAUUAAUGA